AUGGAGCUGGUGUUGGUGGAGGAUUGGGAGGAGGUACAGAUAAAGGUGGUGGAUUUGGUGGUGGUGGAGGAGGUUUUUACUGGUUCCAGCAAUUUGUAUAAACUGAAAAGUAUUCUUUACGAUAGAUUCAUUCCGUUCCAUAACCAGAAAACUAUAAUACUCGAUCCUUCAAUUCAUUUACUUAACACUAUGAAUUUCUUCAAAUCCAUUCUGUCAGAGGAUUCAGAUCCUCCAAAACGCGAAAACCCCCAUGACCCGAAAUCCGAAUCCCCACUGCAGAGGAAUAAGGAUCCAGAUGAUAUCGGUCAGGAUCCAGUUCACAUAGACCCAUCACCCAAAAGCCCGUCUGAUUCAUCUGGUGAUGGUGGCAUUGGUUGCGAUGGGUGGAGUUUUGGGGGUUUGAUCAAGACUUUUACGACCCAAUCCGAGUCGGUGCUGGAGACAUACAGGCGGGAUCUUAGGGAAUUCGGAUUGGGUCUUAGGAAGGAGUCGGAGAUAAUUUUAGCUAGGAUUGUUUUGGGAUUCGCGUUAAGACCGAGAGGUAAUGCAAUCUUGAUUGAUAUUGCAACAUAA
Molecule: messenger RNA, 573 nt
Organism: Fraxinus pennsylvanica
Lineage: Eukaryota; Viridiplantae; Streptophyta; Magnoliopsida; Lamiales; Oleaceae
Source: the annotation of a GenBank genome assembly